AUGGGACAUGUGGAAGGGAACUUGCAGCUGGUGAACGCGAUCAGCGGGCGGAGUAUCGGGACACAUGUGCAGUACUUCAUGACUAUGGAGGACCUGAAGCGGUUUGUGAUACAGCAGUGGCACAUACCGGGGCCGGAGAUCUUUAUCCUGCAGCCGUAUGGCGGGAAGUUUAAGCGGGGGCACUUCCAGGACAUGGUGAGCGAGGCCAAGAAGGCGGUGGCGCGGGGGCGGGUGCGGGAGACCAGCGUGCUGUAUGUGUUUGAUCGGCGGCUGUUCGACGGCGGGGAGGAGGCGCUGGCGCAGGCUACGCGGCACGACAGCACGACACUGGUGCGGCCGCUUGUGUCGCCGCUGGAGGAUGCUGAGGCGGAGGUGGGGGAGCGGGCGGCCGCGAGCCUGCUGACGACAAAUCUGGGGUGGCUGAGCGCGCUGGAGAUCGACGUGCGCUACUUUCACGCAUGCAUCGAGGGCUGGGUGCAGCAGCUGGCGAACAUGAAGGAGUGCCUGUCGGUGCUGCUGCAGUACCUGGAGCUGUACUCGUUUGACAUCGAGAAGCUGUAUCACGCGAGCGCGGAGGCGGUGGACGGCGUGCGCCAGCGCUGCGCGUCAAACGACUGGCGGCAGAAGAACCAGGAGCUAUUGGAGACGAUCGAUGCGGUCGCGUCGCGGGGCAAGCUUGUGCAGUUUGUCGACCUGGAGGAGAUGUCAGAGGCCGAGGAGCGCCUGCGCGAGCUGGAACGCUUGCUCAGCAAGAAGCUUUCACUGUUCCGAGGCGCUCUGGACGAGAACCACGCGAUCCGGCAGGAGAUUGCGAACCACAUCAAAGAGGUCGGGACGCGCUACCAAGACAAUAUCUCCAAUUAUGAGCUGGAAGCCCAGAUUCUAGGAAACUUCAAGGACAUGGUCAAAAAGGUCAAGGAGGACACCCGCACGAUCCUUGACCUGGACACCACCAAGGUGUCCCCGGAUCUGAUGACCAGUGCUGUGUCGCUAUUCAAAGAAAUGAAGUCUACCGCGAUUCCUGCGCUGUAUACUGUUGGGCUUUCGCUGUUCACACAGGCAUCCAAGUGCAUGGAGACCAAGGCUUCCCUACAACGCGAAAUGCUGGUUAUUUUGGCGGACAUAGCAGUCGCGCAGGUCAAUAUCGUGGAUGCAAAGAACUCGUUGCUACAACAGGUGAACCAGGACAUUUCAGCCUUGCAUACCACAGAGCAGCAGCUGCUUAGGGUGUCGGAGUUACCAGUGGUGUAUGGACUCUAUUUGAUUGAACUCUACCGCCGGCAACACUGGAUUACAGGCCUUGAUAGAUAUUACAGUGAACACACGAAGGAAAUCCAGAGUGUACUACAGCGGGAAUUGGUUUUCCGCGAAAAGUGGUCGUCCGACUUUAGCUCAUAUUCGGAGAUCUUUCAAUGGCAGGAUGAUAAGCCGCAGUUGGCAAAGUUAUUUUCGAAUGCUUCUCCAUUGGAAGUUGGGCGACCUUGCAUAGAUAUUGGUACUAUCCAAACAUACAUUGAAAUGCUAGCUAGGUGCGAUGUAGCCGAAGAUUCACAAACAUUACUGAAGAAAACCCUCUCCGAAGUGUCUAGGUUCCAAUUUAUAGUGAAGAGUCCUCUUGCUGGUUCCGUUAGCAAAGAUUCCACGGAUAGUAUGAAUGAGGUAAUUGAAGGCUAUAAGAAUAGGAUCAACAAGUUGGAACUGCUCCUCCACAGUACGCAGUUUUCUAAUACCAGUUCGUGGCCAACAGGCGUUCUUAACUCAAAUUCCUUGAAUGUGUUUCACAACAACAUUGCCAGCAUUAAUGAAAAGCUGCUAUUGAGCGACUAUAAAUCAAGGGAUUCCAUCAUGAGUGGUAAGAGUAAUGAGAAAGAGCUUCAAUCUCAGCUUGUUGAACUACAGAAGCAGUUAGAGGAAGCGAAGAAUGAAGCAAAAAGGGUACAGCAGCAACUUAAAACCACCAAGACACAGCUUUUGAAUGGCGAGGACGAGAGAACAGCAUAUAAGGAAACGUUGUCGAUUUUAAAUGCUGAGUUAUCCAAACUCAUCUUGAAUCAAGAAGAACAAAAGCAAGAACUGGUUAUAGCAGCGAAAGAUUUCCAAGAGAAACUAGAUGUAUCUAUGCGCCAGGUUAAUGAUCUUUUGAAACAAGUGAAUUUCUGGAAAUCGAAGUGCGGUGACUUGGACAAAAUUAAGCAGGACUUACUGGCCAACAUGGCGACGAAAGAGACGGACUUCAACAAUCGAUGCACCGACUAUGAACGUAAUAUAGUUGAACUUCAGCGUCAACUAUCAGAAAAGUGCGACGCUACAAACGAACGCUCUGUCACUUCAACCUCUGCCGAUGUACCUGGAGAAACCAAAGAAUAUAUUGAGUCUCUCAAGGAAGUCAACCGUAGACUGGAAGAAGAUAUGUUUGCUGUUUUUGCGGGGAACAUAGUGUUACUGGAGAACAUCGGCCUGCUUCUUUCUAGAGGCCCUGACAACAAGUUACAGAUUAUACGCGUUAAAGGUUUAAGGAAAAACAUAGAUGAUAGUAUAAUAAAGGACAGCAGCCCUGUAAUAAAUUCACAUAUGGUGAAGAGCACAGUUUUCCAGGAUGUGAAGAACUUAUUUGACGAGCUUCAACUGAGCCAAGGUGUUAACGACCAACUCCAUUUUGUUAGUGAGCUGGAACGCUUUUAUGAAGAGGAUCUAUUUCAAACUUCCGUGAUCAAGAGGUUCACCGAUGUAGAGAACCUGGCUAAGAAGCUCAGAAAGGAAAAUAAGGCUAAAAAAAGCGUUAUUGAAAGACACAAUAAGGAUAAGAUUACUUUCAGAGACCUUAAAGUAGGUGAUCUAGCCCUGUUUUUACCUACCAGAGGGGUAGCGGGCUCGCUCACGUCUUCGGUCGCGUCCUCAUUGGCGUCAUCUUUUUCGUCCGUGGAUCUUUCAACACCGCCACCACCACUUCCUACUGCAUCGCAGUCAUUGAUUAAGGUCACGCCGCAUAAGCCGCAUCGUAACAAAUCCACCCCAUGGGCAGUGUUCACAGCAUCGGAACUAGGUGUUAGAUACUUCCUAAAAGAUUCCGAAGAGUUGGUAAAGGGGAAGGAUUGGUUUGUCGGUAAAAUCCAAUCUAUGGAAAAAUAUACAGUAAAUGGAGAUUCUCGCAAUCCAUUCAAACUACCUGAAGGUAUGGUCUGGUAUGAAGUGGUUGCUAGCUGUACCAAAGAAUUGUAG
Messenger RNA from Eremothecium gossypii ATCC 10895, 3219 nucleotides. It is a transcript of the gene ATG11, whose product is annotated as autophagy protein ATG11. Gene Ontology annotation, cellular component: extrinsic component of membrane; phagophore assembly site membrane; Atg1/ULK1 kinase complex. Gene Ontology annotation, biological process: autophagy of peroxisome; piecemeal microautophagy of the nucleus; positive regulation of protein phosphorylation. The record is from RefSeq and is marked provisional. Lineage: Eukaryota; Fungi; Ascomycota; Saccharomycetes; Saccharomycetales; Saccharomycetaceae. The transcript has a single exon. Bases 1 to 3219 code for a protein of 1072 amino acids. Gene Ontology annotation, molecular function: molecular adaptor activity; protein kinase binding.